This is a messenger RNA of Opisthocomus hoazin, 1028 nucleotides long. NCBI's taxonomy places the organism in Eukaryota, Metazoa, Chordata, Aves, Opisthocomiformes, Opisthocomidae. The record is from RefSeq and is a predicted model, not a curated record.
AACCGUUUCUCGUUUGCCUGGACAGAGCUGGGGUGGACGGAGUCCGUCCCCUACCUCGAUGGGCCUCCGUCCCCACUGGAGUUUUAUCGAGAGUGGGUGAGUCCGAAUAAACCCUGUGUAAUUCAGAAUGCCAUCAGCCACUGGCCGGCGCUGAAGAAGUGGACCUCAGCAUACCUCAGGGAGGUGGUAGGUCCCAAGGUAGUGAGUGUGGCAGUAACACCAAAUGGUUACGCAGAUGCGGUGUUCCAGGACCGUUUUGUUAUGCCAGAGGAGCGCCAAAUGCCUUUCAUGGACUUUUUGGACAUAGUGGAGAAGAAAGUGACCUCUCCCAACAUAUUCUAUGUGCAGAAGCAGUGUUCAAACCUCACUGAGGAGCUCCCUGAACUUGUCUGCGAUGUGCAGCCUGACAUACCGUGGAUGAGUGAGGCGCUUGGGAAGAAGCCUGAUGCUGUGAACUUCUGGCUUGGGGAAUCGGCUGCUGUGACAUCUUUACAUAAAGAUCACUAUGAGAACUUGUACUGUGUGAUAUCUGGAGAGAAACACUUUCUGCUGCAUCCACCGAGUGACCGUCCCUUCAUCCCGUAUGAGCUCUAUCAGCCAGCAACCUACCAGGUGUCAGAAGAUGGCUCAUUUGAAAUUGUGAAUGAGAAGAGUGCGGAUAAGGUGCCCUGGAUCCCCUUGGACCCAUUGAACCCGAAUCUAGAACAGUACCCAGAGUAUGCUCAGGCAAAGCCUUUGCACUGUACAGUGAAAGCUGGUGAGAUGUUAUACCUGCCUUCUCUCUGGUUCCAUCAUGUUCGGCAAUCACACGGCUGUAUAGCAGUGAAUUAUUGGUAUGACAUGGAGUAUGACCUUAAGUACAGCUAUUAUCAGCUACUAGAUUGUCUCACAGAAACCGUGAAAGUGUUAUAGCAGAGGUGGGAGACUCGAGCUUGUGAUCGCUCUCUGAUGCGACACAAUCAUCAGUAUCUGUGACUGGAGUACAAACAUGAUUCAAGUGAAAAGAACUGAACAGUAAAUUAUCCUCA